AUGACUUUCAUUGGUAAAGCCAUUCAUUUUUCUGUUGAUUUGACCCUAGUCUCGUUAUGCUUAGCUGGAGUCAAGAGAAAUACCGGAUUAACCCCCAAGCUUGAUUCUAUCGAAGACACUCAUAUCAGAGGUUAUGUGCAUAAAUACUUGAACAUAGGGGAGUCGUGCUACGAUUACACUGUUGCAUCGCUCGGUUCGUCAAGGUAUUUUGCUAGAAAGUAG
Molecule: messenger RNA, 222 nt
Organism: Lachancea nothofagi CBS 11611
Lineage: Eukaryota; Fungi; Ascomycota; Saccharomycetes; Saccharomycetales; Saccharomycetaceae
Source: the annotation of a GenBank genome assembly